AUGAAUACCUCCCUUCCUGCUGAAACAGCAGGAGGAAAAAGCGAAGUAGAGGGGGUUAUAGCCGUUGAUCCUCACUACCAGGACGGUGCCGGGUCUGGCGGAAAUAAGAAAACAGGUUUCUUUGAACGUUUUAGAAAAGAUAAGACUAAAGCGGUAAAAUCUGAGGAAGAUGUUGAGAAUGGGGAGGAAAAGUCUGCCGCAAAGAAAAACGAUGAAGCGGGGAUGAGUAAUUAUAUCAGGAUCAUGCGAUAUGGUACUGGAUUUGAUUGGACAUUGCAGACUAUUGGAUUCUUUAUGGCCAUAGCAACUGGUGUUGCAUACCCAAUGAUGACAAUAAUACUCGGUAAUCUUGUCACGGGGUUCACAGAAUUUUUCCAGCCAAAUAGUACUGUCAGCGCGGAAGAGUUUCGGCGAAGUGUUGAUAAGAUGUGUCUAUAUUUUGUUUAUCUUUUCCUCGGAAAGUUUCUCAGUGGAUAUAUUUCAAUAGCUUGCUUUCGUAUAACAGGAACCCGUAUUUCUGCAGCUCUUCGCCUUGAAUAUCUCACUUCUGUUUUUAGACAGGACCUUGCCUACUUUGAUGCUCUUGCAAUGUCAUAUGUUCCAGAUACAGAUGUCACUCUCGAUAUGGUAUCUGCACCACAAGAUGCUGCAUCUACGCCUACCGCCGCUGCCGGCACCCCUGGGGCUGUCGCAGUCUCAAUUACCACACUUUCUAACACCGUACAACAAGGUAUCUCCGAAAAGCUCGGUAUGUUUGUGCAGUACACCGCGAUGCUUUUCACCGGAUUUGCAAUUGCUUUCGCAAAGGAUUGGAGAUUGACACUUGUUACGACUUGUAUUCUGCCUGCCACUAUCUUGAUCUAUGGGGUUAGUAUACCAAUCGAGAUAAAACUUGAGAAGAGAGUUUUGGCUGCUCAAGCUAAAGCUGCCGAAUUGGCGGAGGAGGUAUUGGGGAGUGUAAGGACGGUCAAGAGUUUCAAUGGCGAGAAACGGUUGAUAGAAAGAUACCAGGUGUUGUUAGAAAAGGGUAGGGCGGAAGGGAUAAAGAAAGCGCCAAACAGUGGGGUACAAUACGCGGGAGCCUUUUUUGUGAUUUACUGCGGCUAUGCCCUUUGCUUUUGGUAUGGCAUAAGAUUAUUUCGGCAAGGUCAUAUCAAAGAUGCCGGGACAAUUAUUACUGUAUUCUUUGCUGUCCUUAUUGCGGUGAUGUGUUUUGGAAGCAUAGCACCUCAAGCAACAGCGAUAAUAAAAGCUGCUUCCGCCUCACACACCAUCUUUCAGGUCAUUGAUCGCAAGCCUACGAUCGACGCCACAUCUACUGAUGGCCUGAAACCAUCUUCAGUACCUUCUGGAGACCUCGUUCUCGGGAAUGUCAAGUUUUCAUAUCCUGGUUCUGGCCAACGGAAGGAUAUAAUUAUCCUUGGAUCUGCUGAAGAAGGCGGUGAUGUGGAAUCAGGAGGAUUAUCACUAGUUUUUCGUGAGGGGCAGACAACUGCUAUCGUUGGAAGUUCGGGUUCCGGUAAAUCUACCAUUGUCAGUUUGAUCGAGCGCUGGUACGAUCCUCAACAGGGCACUGUCAGUAUUGGCGGUGUAGACAUUAAAGAUUUAAACCUUCGAUGGUGGAGAAGCAAGAUUGGACUAGUCAUGCAGGAGCCAUUCUUAUUCAAUGAUUCGAUUUACAAGAACGUUGCGUACGGACUCAUGGGCACCGAAUGGGAAGAUGUGACCGAGGAGGAGAAGCGUCGUAUGGUCCGUGAAGCAUGCAUUGAAGCCAACGCAAGUAUAUUUGUGGACGAAUUACCAGAGACGUAUGAUACUAAAGUUGGAGAAUCGGGCGUCAAACUAUCGGGAGGUCAGAAACAGCGAAUCGCAAUUGCACGGAGCAUCAUUUCAAAACCUUCAAUUCUCAUUUUAGACGAAGCUACUAGCGCUAUCGAUCCUAGAAAUGAACGAAUUGUUCAGGAUGCUUUAGACAGAGUCUCUAAAGGGCGCACAACAAUCACUAUCGCACAUCGUCUCUCUACCAUCAAGAAAGCGGAUCAGAUAGUUGUUCUUGGACGUGGAAAUGUACUAGAAACUGGGACUCAUGAGGAGCUGUUAUCUCGGCCGAACGGUGCAUAUGCAGGACUUGUUAAUGGGCAGACUUUAUCAAUGGGAGAUAGAGAAGGAGCAUUAUCGGAUGAUGAAGAGGAUGUGGUGAAGCUCGAGGAAGAAGAUGCAACGAAUGUUAACGAAAGGCUCCGAAGAACGACGACAUGGCGAUCAAAAGUAAGCAUCGGAAAAGGCAAAGAUUCUUCUCAUCAUAGUGAUGUCGAAGCCGCACACCCGACGAAAACCAAAGAACUUGGGGCUGUAAAUUGCAUCUCACUUUUACUCUGGGAACAACGUUAUCUGUGGCCAUUUUACCUGCUAGGAUUAAUCGGCGCUGCUGGUGGAGGGGCCUCUUUUCCAGCCCAGUCGAUUCUACUUGGAAAAUUCCUGGAGACCUUCCAGUCAAUUGACAAUCCCAGUGAGUUUGAAGAGCGUGCAAACUUUUGGGCAUUGAUGUUCUUUGUUCUGGCAAUGGGUGUUGGAGUAUUUUAUUUCAUGAUGGGCGCGAUGUUUACCUCGAUCCAAUACAACCUUACAACCCAUUACCGUCUGGAAUAUUUCCAAAAUGUGCUCCGCCAGGGUAUUCCGUUCUUCGAUUCAGAAGGGAACUCUGCUGGGUCCUUAACAUCAAAACUAAACAGCGACCCUACAGCACUGCAAAAUCUGCUCGGGACAAAUUCCGGGAUGAUAACUAUCGCUUUUGUGAACAUCUUAUCAUGUUCCAUCCUCUCGCUCGUCAUCGGUUGGAAGUUGGGACUAGUCUCCAUUUGCAGUGCGCUGCCAUUUAUCUUUCUUGGUGGUCUCAUCCGAGUCCGCAUCGAAGGUAAACUGGCGGCUAGUAUGACUGCAGUCUUUGCAGACAGUGCACAGUUUGCUAGUGAAGCGGUUGGUGCAUAUCGAACUGUUUCAUCGCUCAUCAUGGAACAAUCGGUUAGUGAACGAUAUCGGACGCUACUCGCCGCCCAUGCAAAGAGUACUAUCCACACAACAUUAUACGCCGCAGUUCUCUUUUCUGCUUCAGAGUCGAUAAACCUGCUUGGGUCGGCGUUAUGUUUCUGGUACGGCGGUAGAUUAAUGUCGACCAGGGAGUACAAUCCCUUUCAAUUUUUUGUUGUUUAUCAGGCAAUUAUCCAAAGUGGAGAAACUGCGGGCCAGUUCCUCGGAUAUUCACCAGACAUUGCACAAGCUGUCCAAGCAGUAAACCGGAUCGUUGGUAUCCGCGAGAAGAAAAAACCACCACCUGGCGAGAUUAUGGACCACGAGGGAAAAGGUGGUUAUGAAGUUGAAUUCCGAAACGUCGACUUCAAAUACUCCACGCGUGACGCAAAUGUGUUCCGAAAUUUGAACCUCAAGAUCGAGAAGGGGCAGUUCGCUGCCUUUGUCGGUGCAUCCGGGUGUGGAAAGACAACAACAAUCAGUCUUUUGGAGCGCUUCUAUAGUGUCACCGGUGGUGAAAUCCUAGUUGAUGGAAGAAAUAUAGACUCCUUGGACAUUGAGAGCUACCGCAAUGCUGUCUCCUUAGUGGCCCAGGAGCCAACGCUUUACCAAGGGACCAUCGCCGAAAAUGUCCGUCUCGGGUCCAAUGACGAGAAUAUAUCCCAUGAAGCUGUCAUCCAAGCCUGUAAAGAAGCUCAUAUCCACGACUUUAUCUCCUCUCUACCCGAUGGUUAUGAAACCCUGUGUGGUGCUCGAGGUGUCGGGUUGUCUGGGGGACAGAAGCAAAGGGUUGCAAUUGCAAGAGCAUUGAUUAGAAAGCCGAAGAUUCUGCUACUAGAUGAAGCCACAGCAAGUCUCGAUACUGAGUCUGAAAAAAUUGUACAGAAGGCCUUUGAGGGUGCAGCACAAGGAAGGACCAUGAUUGCUGUUGCGCACAGGCUUUCCACGAUACAAAAAGCAGAUGUCAUCUUCGUAUUUGAUGACGGGAAGGUAGUGGAGCAAGGCUCACAUGCUGCUCUUGUUAAAAUGAAAGGAACCUACUAUCAGAUGUGUCAAGCGCAAGCGUUGGACCAGUAA
This is a messenger RNA of Morchella importuna, 4104 nucleotides long. RefSeq lists its product as uncharacterized. The record is from RefSeq and is a predicted model, not a curated record. Gene Ontology annotation, cellular component: membrane. Gene Ontology annotation, biological process: transmembrane transport. Bases 1 to 4104 code for a protein of 1367 amino acids. Gene Ontology annotation, molecular function: ABC-type transporter activity; ATP binding; ATP hydrolysis activity. The transcript has 10 exons. Lineage: Eukaryota; Fungi; Ascomycota; Pezizomycetes; Pezizales; Morchellaceae.